Linum trigynum is the source of this 768-nucleotide messenger RNA. The record is from the annotation of a GenBank genome assembly. Lineage: Eukaryota; Viridiplantae; Streptophyta; Magnoliopsida; Malpighiales; Linaceae.
AUGGGAUUCUCCAUCACUUGUUACUUGACUCGCUUGCUUCCGGCCACUUCCCCGAAUCCCAAGUUCCGUCUCAGGUGGUUCACCCCUGUCGCCGAGUUUAAUCUCUGUGGUCACGCGACAUUAGCAGCCUCCCAUACCCUUUUCGCGAACGGAUUCGUGGAAUCCGACACGAUCGAGUUCGAAACAAUGUCCGGAAUUCUUACUGCCAGAAGAGUUGUUGGUGCUGCUGCUGCUACAGGGGAAGCCAAUAAAGAUAGCUUCCUCAUUGAACUGAAUUCCCCUAUAGUCCCAAUUACAGAGUUCAACGACUAUGUCACCGCCGCGGCGGAUGGUGACAUUGCUACCAUCUCCAAGGCAUUCAAUGGUGCUUCGAUUGUGGACAUGAGACGGACCACCACUGCAGAGGAUCUCUUUCUGGUGUUGCCGUCUGGUGAAGCUGUGUUGGAAUUGGAGCCGAAUGUCGACGAGAUAAGGAAGUGUCCUGGAAGGGGAAUCAUCGUCUCCGGUGCAGCUCCGUCCGGGUCUGGAUUCGAUUUCUACAGUCGAUACUUCUGCCCCAAGUAUGGGAUCAAUGAGGAUCCAGUUUGCGGCAGUGCUCAUUGUGCAUUAGCACCCUACUGGAGCAAAAUCCUGGGGAAAUCUGAUUUCUUGGCGUAUGCAGCGUCACGAAGGAGCGGAGUGCUCAACGUUGGUCUCGACGAGGUCAAUGAGAGGGUGAUGCUGCGAGGGAAAGCCGUCACUGUUAUGAAGGGAUUUGUUCUUGUGUGA